Messenger RNA from Syngnathus typhle (broad-nosed pipefish), 1928 nucleotides. RefSeq names its product leucine-rich repeat-containing protein 17-like. The record is from RefSeq and is a predicted model, not a curated record. Lineage: Eukaryota; Metazoa; Chordata; Actinopteri; Syngnathiformes; Syngnathidae. Gene Ontology annotation, molecular function: protein binding. The transcript has 7 exons. Bases 254 to 1645 code for a protein of 463 amino acids. Gene Ontology annotation, cellular component: plasma membrane.
CUUCCUUCCUUCCCUCUUAGCUCAUUUUGAGUGAGGAGCAAGAGGGGACACGUGCAAACAAGGAGCGGAGCACUUGGAUUCUUCCAAUCCUUUUGGAUCAUCUCACUAAAUACAGUGUACUCGGGAGCCCGGAAGACUCACCUGGGAGCAGCCUGACACGUCUAGGUGGAGAAGAUUGUGGCAGCCCCUUCCCAAGCUCAGCCCUCCCGAGAGAAAAGAAAGAGAGGGUUUUGAAAAAGCUGCAGGUUCCAGCAUGCGCGUGACCUCCUCUUUCAUCGUGGUCUCCCUGCUCCUACUUCUGCUGCUGUUCCCGUUUGUCGAAAUGAAACGACGGGGCAAAGGCCUCAAAAGAGCAAGAAACAAGCUGGCGCGGGACAGGGUGAGAGGCGCCGGCCGUCACGGCAGAUCCGACCCCCCAAGACCGGGCAACUGCACAGAAUCAUUAGAGUCCGGGCGUAUAUUUGCGGACUGCCAGGAUAGUCGCCUCACUUCCAUUCCCCGACCUCAGAUCUGGUCCAGAGCGCCCAGGUUUCUCCUCUUAGCACGUAAUAGGAUCAAAGUCCUCCGAGAUGAAGCCUUCGCCGGCUACGAGAGUCUAACCAGUCUGGACUUGCAGCAGAAUCACAUCUCGUUGGUGGAGGAGGGGGCCUUUGAGGGGUUGACUCGACUCACAACUUUGCUGCUCCAGCACAACCGUCUGACUUCGCUGAGCGAGGAAGCCCUCAUCCCCAUGCCCAACCUCCUCUACCUGCGCUUCUAUGAUAAUCCCUUGCAUUGUCAGUGUGACAUGGACAGUCUCGUACAAACCCUUCAAGUCCCAAGCAACCGGAAUCUGGGAAAUCAUGCCAGGUGUGCAGAGCCCCUCAGGUUCAAAGGCAAAAAGUUGAAGCGGCUUGACCCCGAGCUGCUUUGCAAGAAGAUAGACCCGGACGAAAGGCCGCAGGGCGACCAGACUGACCUCAAUGAUGUGUUUGAGCCAAUUCACUUUCAAAACAAACCAGAUGCCACUACAUCCUGCCACACGUAUUACUUCCCUGAAGUACGCGUGGACUGCAGUAACCGAGGUCUAACCGAGGUGCCUGCUGGUAUUCCCGAGGACGCCGUCCAAAUUGAUCUCUCCCACAAUUCCAUUCGUCAUCUCAAGGCCAAGAGUUUCCAUGGAGCAAAAAGUUUGAAAAGGCUGAACCUCAGCCACAACAACAUGGAGCGGAUCGACACAGUUUCCUUCUUCGGGCUCUUGCACCUCCAUGAGUUGGACCUGUCAGACAACAGCCUGCACUUUAUCCAGUAUAGCGUUCUUGAAGACCUCUACUUCCUGUCCAAGCUGAAGAUGGGGGGAAACCCCUGGGUGUGCGAUUACAGGAUCCACUACAUAGUGUAUUGGCUUCGACUGCACCCGAUGGUGAGGCACUCCGGCUUAGUGUGCCGCUCGCCUCCCGAAUACACGGGUGAGAGUGUGGAGGAGUACGUGCACGCCUACAACCGAGGGUGUCCCAAAGACAGGCAGCAGAGUCAGCGAGACCCAAAUGAGGAGGACGAGCUGCUUUGGAACUCUCUGGAAGAGGUGCAGGGCGAGCCGGAGGAGGAAGUGGAGCCGAGCCACUUGAGACAGCCUCAGAAGUACCAGAUUAUUAGACUGUCUUGAAGGGAAAAGGCUCUUGAUGGCUUCUGUUUAUAACUUUCCCCACUUGCUUUCCAUAUGUCAACUAGUCUGUAUCAGAUGAAGAAUCUACUUAUGUGGUGUGUAACCCCCCCCAAAAAAUGGGAAUAAGCUCAAAUCUGUUUUAAAAAAAAAAGGUAAUAAUUGACAGAUUUAUCGGGGAACUGUUCAUUUUCCAAUGGUGUAAAAUUAUUACAAUUGUCACAAUAUUGUUGCUUAAUACAAUCAAAUGUUGCAAUAAAAAACAUUUUUGGACUUAUGUGGAAAA